AUGUUGGAUUUCAUGGACAGCGUGCAGCAUGCAUUCUACGAGGCAUCGAGCUGGAACGUUGACAAUUCCUAUGGCGCACUGAACGCGUCGGCACGAGCAUUGCUCGACUUUGACAUACCUCGAGGGCUGCGCAUGCAGAUCUCCUCUCUUGCCGCCCCGAAUUUCGCAACAUCAUACACACUAGGCAGUGUGGGCGUAGUGGAUGGCUCAGUGUCGUACCUGUAUUCAUCGCUACCACUGCAGAAGGACUUCAGGACAUCCCAUAUCGACCUCCACAACGUCAUACGAGGCUAUAAGCAUGUGCAAGAGCUGAGAGGGCCGGAUGAGAAGUGGUGGUGGGAGGUUUGGCAUGCUGGUCAACGGGUCGACCGCAAAAAUACCCUGUUGUAUGGGCGCCUAUUUCUACCACAGCAGAGGCUUGAAGCUUUGUAUCUUCGCCGCCUUACCCCUACACGACAGCUUAGGAUCGCCGCCGUGAGCGAUUCCAACCUCAACAAUGGCGGGACGAUCCUAACGUUAUUGCAAAACGACUUUGGCAAAUAUAGCACGGAAUACAUGUAUAGCACAGACUCUGCAUUAAUGGGUGUCCGGGGUCUUUACAACUUUGGUCCAGGCCCGAGAGUUGCGUCCACAGAACCUGUUGCUCCAGAGCAGGUGGGUCCCGUGGAUGGCCGCUUCAGCGCAGGCGCAGAGCUGUACUAUGGCAUACUCAACAAGAGCGGGGGUAUCAGCACAGGUGUGAGGUUCGCCACCUUACCCAACCAUGCGGGUUUUCCGUAUACCAUGACGCUCACGCUCAACCCGUUGAUGGGAAAUCUUUCUUCCACUUAUGCCGUCAAAGCUGGCCCCAAUCUGGCCCUCUCUUCUCGCUUCGACUUCAAUUUUUAUUCGUAUGAAAGCGAGGUGCAGCUCGGGUGUGAACUCUGGCGUCUACGCAGCACGACCGAUAUCGACUGGGCGGUCAGAAAGCUACGUGCAGACUGGAAACGCCCAACAAUUUCCCCAGACGACGACGUCUCUGGAGUACUCAAGGCUAGGGUCGAUCAGGACUGGCGCAUCGGAGUGUUAUGGGAGGGUAGGAUCAAGGAGCUACUCUUCACGCUCGGUGCAAGUCUGGAUCUGAAGAGGAGAGAGCAGAUGGUCCGUUCUGUGGGUGUUGAGCUGCAGUACUCGUCAUGA
Alternaria atra is the source of this 1179-nucleotide messenger RNA. RefSeq lists its product as uncharacterized. The transcript is spliced from 3 exons. Gene Ontology annotation, biological process: mitochondrial outer membrane translocase complex assembly; establishment of mitochondrion localization; phospholipid transport. The coding region runs from base 1 to 1179 and encodes 392 amino acids. The record is from RefSeq and is a predicted model, not a curated record. Gene Ontology annotation, cellular component: ERMES complex; SAM complex. Lineage: Eukaryota; Fungi; Ascomycota; Dothideomycetes; Pleosporales; Pleosporaceae.